Messenger RNA from Galendromus occidentalis (western predatory mite), 1038 nucleotides. RefSeq names its product FERM, ARHGEF and pleckstrin domain-containing protein 1-like. Gene Ontology annotation, molecular function: cytoskeletal protein binding; guanyl-nucleotide exchange factor activity. The record is from RefSeq and is a predicted model, not a curated record. Gene Ontology annotation, cellular component: cytoskeleton. Lineage: Eukaryota; Metazoa; Arthropoda; Arachnida; Mesostigmata; Phytoseiidae.
AUGACGGUCAACGUUCGUUUAUUGGACGAUACGAUAAAAACAUUCCAUGUACAGUACAAAGCGAGUGGUCAAGUACUCUUCGACCAGGUGUGCCGUGUGCUAAAUCUUCUCGAGUCCGACUACUUCGGCUUGGAAUAUUGUGACGAUCAGGGAGCCCGGCACUGGCUGGAUUACGAGAAAUCGAUGUGCAAUCAGGUUGGCAUCAAGUUCGAGGACGCGUUUCUGGAAUUCUGCGUCAAGUUUUACACGCCCGACCCCGGGCAGCUCGAAGAGGAAUUCACGCGCUACUUAUUCAGCUUGCAAAUCAAGCGAGAUCUUGCUCAGGGACAGCUGCUGGUCCAUGAAGACACCGCCGCUGUGCUCGCCUCGUACAUAGUCCAAGCUUCAUGUGGCGACUUCAGUCAUGACGACUAUCCGGACGCCAGCUACUUAGCAUGCCAUCAGUUCGUCCCUCGGCAAAAAGCAACUCGAAGAAAAAUCAUGCUACAUCAUAUGAAUCACAUUGGUCAGAGCCCGUCCGAGGCGGACAUGAAUUUGCUGGAGGUCGCGAGACGAUGCGAAUUCUUUGGAAUCCGAUUGGUUCCUGCAUUCGACUCGGAAGGUAUAGCGCUGACGAUGGCCGUCGGUCAUGUCGGUAUAGUGGUCUACCGGAAUAGCAUGAAGAUUCAUACCUUCUCCUGGAACAAAAUUCGCAAGCUAAGCUUCAAACGACGAAAAUUCCUCAUCAAGCUGCACCCGACCGAAGGCUAUGGUUGUUACGGUAAAGAUUGCGUGGAAUUCCUGUUCGACAAUAGAAACGCGUCCAAAAGCUUCUGGAAGAGAUGCAUCGAACAUCAUGCAUUCUUCCGGUGCACUGAAGUCCGGAAGACGUGCCGUGUGCGGGGAAAAACUAGGAUUUUCAGUAGGGGAUCAUCGUUCCGGUACAGUGGUCGAACUCAGAAGCAAGUGAUCGAGUAUGUGAAGGAAACAUCCGCUCGACGUCGCUCGUUUCAAAGAUUUGAGACCAAUGCGAUCCGCGCAAAUGGAGAUCACUCAUAA